Molecule: messenger RNA, 981 nt
Organism: Colletotrichum destructivum
Lineage: Eukaryota; Fungi; Ascomycota; Sordariomycetes; Glomerellales; Glomerellaceae
Product: Putative basic-leucine zipper domain, transcription factor PAP1, Yap1 redox domain superfamily
Exons: 3
Coding region: 1-981 (326 amino acids)
Biological process (GO): regulation of DNA-templated transcription
Cellular component (GO): RNA polymerase II transcription regulator complex
Molecular function (GO): DNA-binding transcription activator activity, RNA polymerase II-specific; transcription cis-regulatory region binding
Source: RefSeq, a predicted model, not a curated record
AUGGACUUCUCCCAUCAGUACUUCGCGCAAACGCAGCCCUACCAGUUCAUGGGCAUCCCGCCCCUCACGCCAUCCCAUUCCAAUUCCGCAGGUUCAGACGACUUCAACACGACAUCUCCACCAGACGUCUACGCCGCCGAAUUUCCAAACGACCACCACUUCGCCUCUUUUGAUAACUAUCCUCCCGCCCAGUUUAACCACCAGCACACUUCUUUCCCUGGUCCUCCCGGCCCUCCUACUCCGCCAAAUCAUGGCCUGCCCGUCCAGCAGCCCGUCCAGUCGCAGCCUCAGCCGCCACAGCACAAUGGAAUGAGCGCUCCUCCCGUUCACCAGAUCAAGCCCCAGCCCGAUGCUGUCGCCCACAAGCAGGAGCCCCUAGACGAUCAUUCUCGUCGGGGCCAGUCCAACUCGGACGACGAAGACCUGACGCCCGCCCAGUCGAGGAGGAAGGCCCAAAACCGCGCCGCACAACGCGCAUUCCGGGAACGGAAGGAGAGGCACGUCAAGGAUCUGGAAGCGAAGCUCGCGGACCUCGAGGCCGAAGCACAGCAAAAGUCGACGGAAAACGAACGGCUCAAGCGAGAAAUGCAAAAGAUCAGCACCGAGAACGAGAUCCUACGUGCCACCUCGUCGAUGAACGGCCACCACAGCUCAGCGUCCCCCGAGCCGCGGAUGACAGGCCCUAUGCACUACAAUCCCAAAGACUUCUACACGGACCUGCUCGCGCCGCACAACAACAAGACGCCUAGCCACCGAGUCGCUAUUUCGUCCGACGGAGAACGCUUGCUCGCCGCUGGCGCUACGUGGGAUUUCAUCAUCAGCCACCCACUCUUCAAGAGAGGCAUGGUGGAUGUGGGCGACGUGAGCGAGCGGCUGAAGAACCAGGCACGGUGCGACGGCCAGGGCCCGGUCUUUUCGGAGCGCUGCAUCCUGGAGGCCAUCCAAGGCAGCGUCGCCAGCGGAAGUGACGAGCUGCUCUAG